Eruca vesicaria subsp. sativa (arugula) is the source of this 1081-nucleotide messenger RNA. Lineage: Eukaryota; Viridiplantae; Streptophyta; Magnoliopsida; Brassicales; Brassicaceae. The record is from the annotation of a GenBank genome assembly.
UACUUCAUCUUAAUUAUUUUCUUAUUGUAGUUAGAAUCGUUUAUUGUAAAACUAAUAAAUUGUCAAAUACUAUCCUCAAGCACAAGUCUCUCUCUCUCCUUUUCUCUCUCGCUCAUCUUUUUCUUUCCACAGCACCGCCAUUGAAGUAAGGAGAGAGAGAGAGCUUCCUGCUUUUCACCUAUUAUGCCUCCACCAACGAGGCAUCAUCAACAACCAUACUACCGAAACUACUCCUCCUCCUCAUCAUCAACAGCAUCUCUCAAAGGAUGCUGCUGCUGCCUCUUCCUCCUCUUCGCCUUUCUAGCCCUCGUCGUACUCGCAGUAGUCCUAAUCAUAUUACUAGCCGUGAAGCCAAAGAAACCACAGUUCGAUCUACAACAAGUGGCAGUAAUGAACAUGGGAAUCACAUCUCCAGACAACCCUAACCCUAGCGUCAUGGAUCCAACCACCGCCUCCCUCUCCUUCACAAUCCGCAUGCUCUUCACCGCCGGUAACCCGAAUAAAGUCGGGAUCAGGUACGGUGAGUCCAGCUUCACGGUGAUGUACAAAGGCUUGCCUCUAGGGAGAGCCACGGUGCCUGGAUUCUACCAAGACGCGCAUAGCACGAGGAAUGUUGAGGCGACUAUUGCUGUGGAUAGAGUGAAUCUUAUGCAAGGCAACGCGGCUGAUCUGGUGAGAGACGCUUCGUUGAACGACCGAGUUGAGCUUACUGUUAAAGGAGAUGUUAGUGCUAAGAUCCGAGUCAUGAACUUUGAUUCCCCAGGCGUUCAGGUAUCAGUGAAUUGCGGGAUAGGGAUUAGUCCGAGGAAGCAGGCUUUGAUUUACAAACAAUGUGGCUUUGAUGGCCUCACCGUCUAAAUUCCAAAUUAUAACAUAUAGUACUACUGACCACUCCCUGAAACGUUGUGGAGUUUCCAAAAAAAAGUUAAACUGGUAAAGAAACGGAACAGGAUCCAUAUCUGAUUUUUUUUCUUUUGUGUUCCUUUGUACAAGCUAUAUUUGAAAUAGCAACAGUGUUGUGUUUACCAAAGUUACUAAUCACUUCAGUAAUUAAUAAUUUAAUCACGUUGUGACCCCUUCC